This is a messenger RNA of Phoenix dactylifera (date palm), 2619 nucleotides long. Its product is annotated as glycerophosphodiester phosphodiesterase GDPDL7-like. Gene Ontology annotation, molecular function: glycerophosphodiester phosphodiesterase activity. Gene Ontology annotation, biological process: lipid metabolic process. Lineage: Eukaryota; Viridiplantae; Streptophyta; Magnoliopsida; Arecales; Arecaceae. The record is from RefSeq and is a predicted model, not a curated record.
CCUUCUCGCUCUCCUUGAGGUUCGCACCGUCCCCCCUUUCCCAUCUCUCUAGCUGUUGCAGGUAGGUUUCCUCCGCUUCCCCCCCACAAUCGACAGAAGUGGAGUCAGGAAACCUUCCUCUAGUGUGGGUCCCACUCAAGGAAUUCGAAUCCUGAGGAAUAAAAGGAGGAUAAUGAUGCGGCAUCUGCUUCUGGUUUUCUUGCUGCUGCAUGGAGUUGCUGCGGCUGGGAAUCAGCCAGCGGCAAAGCCAGCGGCUGCGAAACCCCCGGCGGCAAAGUGGAAGACUCUGAGCGGUAAUGCUCCAUUAGUCAUAGCACGCGGCGGCUAUUCGGGGAUCUUUCCUGAGUCCAGUCAAUUUGCAUACCAGUUUGCAUUGGCAACAAGCUUGAAAGAAACUGUUCUGUUAUGUGAUCUGCAAUUGUCCAAAGAUGGGGCUGGUAUUUGCCAUUCAAAUUUGAAGCUCGAUAAUUCGACAACUAUAUCAACUGCAUUUCCAAAGAGAGAUACAACCUACUCUGUGAAUGGACAGUCUCUUCAUGGAUGGUUUUCAGUGGAUUUUACUUCAGAUGAGUUACUCGGCAAUGUUACGACAAUUCAGAAUAUCUUCUCUCGGCCAAGUAUAUUUGAUGGCAACCUGCCACUAUCCAUGGUUCAAGACAUCACAGGGUUUCACCCAUCUCAGUUUUGGUUGAAUGUGCAGUAUGACAUGUUCUAUAAGGAACACAAAUUGGAUCCAGCAAAAUUCGUAUUGACAGCAUCAGAAAAAGUGGUCUUUGAUUACAUCUCAUCUCCAGAAAUUGGUUUCUUAAAGAGUCUCAGUGGGAAGUUAGGAAAAGCCAAGACGAAGCUCAUCUUCCGGUUUCUAGAUGCGGAUGCAGUAGAACCCUCAACUAAUCAAACAUACAGCUCAAUCUUAAAAAAUCUUUCAACAAUCAAAUCAUUCGCUUCUGGAAUUCUUGUUCCCAAAAGCUACAUUUGGCCUGUUAAUAAAGAUAAUUAUCUGGAGCCUUCUACUACUCUUGUAACAGAUGCUCACAAUCUGGGCCUAGAAGUGUAUGCAUCUAAUUUUGCAAAUGACCAGCCUGCAAGCUACAACUACAGCUUUGAUCCUACAGCCGAGUACUUGCAGUUUACUGAUAAUCCAAACUUCUCUGUUGAUGGUGUGUUCACAGACUUCCCUUCCACAGCAUCAGCAGCUAUAGCUUGCUUGGCACAUAACAAGGAUAAUGCUGCUGCUAAGAAAAAGAGACCACUAAUUAUAACACGCAAUGGCGCAAGUGGAGUCUUUGCUGGAUGCACCGAUCUUGCUUAUCAGCAAGCAGUAAAAGAUGGAGCCGACAUAAUUGAUUGUUCUGUUCAGAUGUCAAAAGAUGGGGUGGCCUUCUGCUUGGAUUCAGCAGAUCUUAUGGGUGACACAACAGCAAUGGAUUCUUUCAUGUCCCGAUCAGCUUUGUUGCCUGAGAUACAGAAGAGCAAUGGAAUAUUUUCAUUUGAUCUCACAUGGAGCGAGAUCGAAAGUUUGAAGCCGAUGCUAGCAAAUCCCCUUUCUAGCGCUAACUUGGUGAGGAAUCCAGCCGCAAAGAAUCAAGGCAAAUUCAUGACACUGGCCAAAUUCUUGGACUUUGCAAAGAGCAGCACUGUCUCUGGAAUCUUAAUCAACAUUGAGAAUGCUCCAUACCUUGCUUCCAAGAAGGGACUUGACAUAGUUACUGCAGUCUCCAGUGCCUUGAUAAAUGCCAGCUAUGACAAACAAAUCACUCAGAAGGUUCUCAUCCAGUCUGAUGACACUUCAGUCCUCUCCAUGUUCAAGAACAAUUCCAGCUACAAGCGAGUUUUCAAAGUGGAGGAGACUAUAAGUGAUGCUCCAAAGCCAGCAGUGGAUGAGAUUAAGCAGUUUGCGGAUGCAGUUAACAUUGCAAAAACUUCCCUUAUUGCUAGCUCAAACUCAUUCCUUACAAGUUUUACUCCAGUGAUGGAUAAGAUGCAUGCAGCGAACCUCUCUGUCUAUGUCACAGGACUGAGGAAUGAGUUCGUGAGUAUACCAUUCGAUUGCUUCUCAGAUCCAACGGUAGAAAUUGCUACUUAUGCUGCAGGGCUUGCUGUUGAUGGGAUAGUAACGGAAUUUCCUGCAACUGCUAGUGCAUACUUCAGGAGCCCGUGCUCUGAUGUGGAAGCCAAUUUGCCAUUCUCAAUCCUACCAGUGGAGCCUGGUUCCCUGCUCAAGGAGGCUCAACCAGAACUACUUCCUCCAACCCAAGCCCCUGCACCUGCUCUCGAUGCUGCCGAUAUUGUGGAUCCACCGCUGCCUCCUGUUGUCAAAGUCUCCGAGACGGCACCAGGUGCAGCACCAGCAAGUUCUCAAACUCAUCCAAGUGGUCAGCCAGCCAAUGCUGCAGAUGCUGCUCUAUGCCUCUUGAUGAUGAUGCUCGGUUUCAUUUAUUUGAGCUGCCACUGAUUUGGCAGGCCUUCACACCGUUUUCUUCAUAUUGUUGCCUACUUAAUUUAAUUUGCAAUCAUUUUACGAUGUUUUCUUGAACCAGUUGGUUCUGUCUUAAGUUGACAGAUUUGUAUUAGAUUGGACCAUUGAAGUAAUAUUCCAUCGUCGUAAGUUUUAGGUAU